ACUUAUCGCAAGUCACAAAGUAGUGUAUUUGUAAACUGCGAUUGGGAAUCACCGUCAUAAAUGCAGUUUUUUAAAUGUGUUACUUGCUUUCUAUUUCUUAGUGCGACAAUUAAAACGGGGGUAUCCCGUCGCAUAAUUGGAGGCCGUCCCGCCAAAGACAAAGAAGUUCCAUACCAGGUUGGACUAAGGACGAAAUACUACAACAGUCAUUUUUGUGGCGGAUCCCUAAUUUCGCCGUUACAUGUUUUAACGGCGGCUCAUUGCUUAUGUAUAACCAUGCUAGGAAAAAAUCACCCCCGUCCCGAAACUUCUUUUUACAUUAUCGCCGGACAGACAGAAUUGCAAGUAAAUGAAAGUAGCAUUAUCCGAGAUGUGGGGCAAUUAAUAUUUCAUGCCGGUUAUAAUGCAAAAACAGUGGCGAACGAUAUUGGAUUGGUCAAAAUGACUUCAGAAAUACCACUUAGUCUAGGUGGCUACGUUAAUAGAAUACCAUUCGCGGAUACAUCCGUUACUUCAGGAGUUUGUGUUGUUUCAGGAUGGGGAGUUACCCAGUAUGGUAUGAAAAUAACCUCAGAGCAAUUGCUUUUAGUUGAAGUUCAAAUAAUUAAUACGACCAUUUGCCGGAUUAUGUAUGAAAAGGUUGAUGUAUCGCUUGUACCUGGUAUGAUGUGCGCUGGAAUAUUUGAAGGAGGUAAAGAUGCUUGCCAGGGUGAUUCAGGGGGACCACUAGCUUGUGGAGGAAAGCUUGUAGGAAUAAUUUCAACUGGAGAGGAAUGUGGAGAUGGCAGAUAUCCUGGCAUAUAUUCUGAUAUACAAUAUUUCAGGCAAUGGAUUAAAGAUAGCAUGCGAGAUAUGGACAUUGUAUCCGAUUCAUCAAGUACAACACCGGACACUACUAUAUCAAAUAGCACUCCAAGUAGCAAAAUUUCCACAACUCAAUUAUUUACUCCAACAUCUACAUUGGCUGCAGUCACAACUGUGUUUAGAAGGCCUUCUGGUAGAACGGAAACAUUAACUGAAAUAUUUCCAAGUACUCUUUCUGGUAAAACAGAAAAUCGAAAUAACUCUAACUCAAAUGGCAGUUCGAUAAGAACUGUUCCUACAAUAAAGUCUUAUCUGAUUAUCAUAAUAAACAUUGUGAUCACACAUUUAGUACAGAGUUUAGUAAAAUAAAGUACAAAUUAAAAUGAAUACCUAUAGUUGUAGGUGCUUAUAGACAAAAUUCAAUAACCUUUUAUUUUGGUAGGUACCGCAAUCAAAAGCUCUGGGGUUGUGGAAAAUAAAUCGCUUUUUAUAAUACCAUUGUAUUUAUAACUAUCAUAAUACCUACUUAGUCAACUGAAUUGUUUGUAUUUUUAAUAGGUAUCAACUUGUAUUGACACAUGUUUGUAGUUUUAUAAUAAAGUACAGAGAUUCCA
This is a messenger RNA of Photinus pyralis (common eastern firefly), 1418 nucleotides long. Its product is annotated as trypsin I-P1-like. Gene Ontology annotation, molecular function: serine-type endopeptidase activity. The record is from RefSeq and is a predicted model, not a curated record. The transcript has 6 exons. NCBI's taxonomy places the organism in Eukaryota, Metazoa, Arthropoda, Insecta, Coleoptera, Lampyridae. Bases 61 to 1173 code for a protein of 370 amino acids. Gene Ontology annotation, biological process: proteolysis.